Hypoxylon fragiforme is the source of this 1451-nucleotide messenger RNA. Its product is annotated as alpha/beta-hydrolase. The transcript has a single exon. The record is from RefSeq and is a predicted model, not a curated record. Lineage: Eukaryota; Fungi; Ascomycota; Sordariomycetes; Xylariales; Hypoxylaceae. Gene Ontology annotation, molecular function: 1-alkyl-2-acetylglycerophosphocholine esterase activity. Bases 292 to 1266 code for a protein of 324 amino acids.
GACUCCGAGCGGCCAAACCGUUAGGUUAGAAUAAUCUCCAGGGUCAAGUUUCCAACAAUUCGGUAAUAAAAUGUAAACCACGAUUCUUAAGUCCAUUAAUAAGGCCGUAUUUGAUGGUAUUUCUGCCUUUGAAGUCGUGUAUAUAGUAUGUGUAUAUAAUGUCCCAAUUCCAGUAGGUAUCAAAGGAUUGCGAGAGAAUCAGUUGCACUCGAGCCAGGCAUCAACAGUAUUAAGUAGCUACUGUAAUAGAUAUUUACUAUAAUUUCACCAACUUAAUUCUCUCCCACAGCCAUGCGCUCUCACGACCACGCCCUCAUCGGGGACGCCGCGCACAUCCCCGUCAACCCCCCCACCCCCGUCUUAACAUUCAGCCCCAUCGUCCUCCCCUACCCAUCCCGUCCCGUCAACCUCGACAUCAAAGUAUCAGCGCCAUCCACCGGCGCCUCCCUCCCCAUCAUCCUCCUCUCCCACGGCCAAGGCCGCAGCAACAACCUCAACUCCCUCGAAGGCUACACGCCGCUCGCCGAGUUUUGGGCCGCCCAUGGCUUCGUCGUAAUCCAGCCCACGCACCUGUCCUCCAUGUCUCUUAGACUCGAGGCGCCGGAGGACAACACGUACUUCUGGAAAGACCGCGCGCAGGACAUGGUCCGCAUCCUCGACCAGCUCGACGCCAUCGAGGCCGCCGUCCCGGGGCUGCAGGGACGGCUGGACCGCACGAGAGUGGCUGUCGCGGGGCACUCGCUUGGCGCGUGGACGGCGUCCAUGCUGCUGGGUGCCACUAACACCGACCCCCGCGAUGGCUCGGUGACGGAGUCGUUCGAGAGGCGCAUCAAGGCCGGCGUAAUACUGACCGGCACAGGCAACGCCGGCUCGGACCUCUCCGACAUGGGACACGCCAUGGUUCCCUUCUACGGGCCCGAUUUCAGCUCCAUGCACACGCCCGCCUUGGUCGUCUGUGGCACCGAGGAUGUGAGCCCGCACCUGACGACGCGCGGCGCGGACUGGCAUGCGGACUGCUACCACCUGUCCCCGGGACCGAAAGACUUGCUGUGGGUUAAAGGUUCCGGGCACAUUCUUGGUGGCAUAUCAGGCUGGGAUGCCGUGGAGACGACGGAUGAGAGCCCGGAGCGGGUGGGACUGGUCCAGAGGAUGACGCUGGCGUAUCUGAGAAGUGCGCUUUGUGACGGAGAUAAGUCUUGGGAUGAGGCGAGCCAGGCGCUGGAGAAGAUUGAGCGGCUAGGGACCACUGAGAAAAAGGGCAAAUGAGCAAGGUGAAGAAGGAAAGCUGGAAUGAGAUCUUGGGUGCAAAGUUUGCGUUUGCAUUGAUAGCUGAUGCAUGUGCUUCUCAUUUUUAUGUACAUACCUCACCACUCAUUAGAAGCUCAUUAAAACUACUUUCAUUUGUGAAUUUAUGCGAGUAGAGCGCUGUUCAACUUGAAGGUUGAUUUUAC